Effrenium voratum is the source of this 165-nucleotide messenger RNA. The record is from the annotation of a GenBank genome assembly. NCBI's taxonomy places the organism in Eukaryota, Dinophyceae, Suessiales, Symbiodiniaceae.
AUGACGUUCGGAGGAGAAAGCCGCAACUAUUGGCAAAGGAGGAACGAAAGAUCAUGGAAGAGUUUUUGCAACACUUCAGCAGAAUCUGAAAGGCAUCACCAAGCCAGACCUCAGGCGUCUUGCCAGGAGGGCAGGCGUUCACCGCAUGGCCGCUGCCAUCAAUGA